AUGGGUGACACACAAACAUCCAGAGAUGAAGAUUUUUCUCCAGGAUUCAGUUCUGUUCAUCAGAAGAGAUCAGAACCAGAGUCCAGCUGUGUGUCUAUGAGGAGUGACGAGUCUAUGGAUCAUAAAAUACAUUUUCCGAGUGGAGAUACACAGACUGAUCUGAGCCAUGAAGUCCUCAACAGGUUUAGAUCAAAUCUGAUGAAGAAGUUUGAGUGUCUGUAUGAGGGAACAGCACAGCAGGGAAACCCAACACUCCUGAAUGAGAUCUACACAGAGCUCUACAUCACAGAGAGUGAGAGUGGAGAGAUCAGUAAUGAGCAUGAGGUGAGACAGAUUGAGACACAAUCCAGGAGAGCAGCAACAGAGGACACACCGAUCCAAUGCAAUGACAUCUUUAGACCUUUACCUGGACAAGACAAACCCAUCAGAACUGUGCUGACAAAGGGAGCCGCUGGCAUUGGAAAAACAGUCUCUGUGCAGAAGUUCAUCCUGGACUGGGCUGAAGGGAAAAAGAAUCAGGACGUCCAGCUCAUAUUUCCACUUCCUUUCAGAGAGAUCAAUUUGAUGAAGGACAAAAAACUCAGUCUUUCAGAUCUUCUUCAUGUCUUUUUCCCUGAAACAAAAGAAAUGGAAAUAUCCAGUGACAAACAUAAAGUGUUGUUCAUCUUUGAUGGUCUGGACGAGUGUCGUCUGUCUCUGGAUUUUCAGAGCGAUGUGAGGUUGUGUGAUGUAAGUGAAUCAGUCUCAAUGGACGUGCUGCUGAUGAACCUCAUUGUGGGGAAUCUGCUUCCCUCUGCUCUCAUCUGGAUCACCUCCAGACCAGCAGCAGCUGAUCUCGUCCCCUCUGAGUGUUUCCAUCGAGUGUCAGAGGUACGAGGCUUCAAUGAGCCACAGAAGGAGGAAUACUUCAGGAAGAGAAUCAGUGAUCAGAGUCUGGCCAAUACAAUCAUCUCACACCUGAAGUCAUCAAGGAGCCUCGACAUCAUGUGCCACAUCCCAGUGUUUUGCUGGAUCUCAGCCGCUGUUCUAGAGAAGAUGUUGAGCGAAGCAGAGAGUGGAGAGAUUCCCAAGACUCUCACUCAAAUGUACACACACUUCCUGAUCCUUCAGACCAACAUCAAACAUGAGAAGGACUAUGAGAAGAACGUGACAGAUGAAGACAUGAUCCUCAAACUGGGGAAAGUGGCUUUUCAGCAGCUUGUGAAAGGCAAUGUGAUCUUCUAUGAGGAAGACCUGAGAGAGUGUGGCAUUGAUGUGACAGAAGCAUCAGUGUACUCAGGAUUGUGCACUCAGAUCUUCAGAGAGGAGUUUGGCUGGUAUCAGGGGAAAGUCUUCUGCUUUGUUCAUCUGAGCGUUCAAGAACAUCUAGCAGCUCUAUAUGUGCACCUCUCCUGUACAAACAACAGAAAUGUGUUUGACCAAAUCACUAAACAGAGUUUGUGGUCUAAAGUUAACGACUGGCUUCAACUCAAUUCAUCAAAACAUGUUUCAUUAUCUGAGCUGCAUCAGAGAGCUGUGAAUGAGGCUCUACAGAGUAAAAAUGGACAUCUGGACCUUUUCCUGUGGUUUCUUCUGGGUCUAUCAGUGGAGUCUCAUCAGAUUCUCCUACAAGGACUAAUGAAACAGAGAAGAAGCAGAUCUGACAGCAGUGAGAAAACAGUUGAGUACAUCAAGAUGAAGAUCAGGACCAUUGACUCUCCAGAGAAAUCCAUGAAUCUGUUCCACUGUCUGAAUGAACUGGGUGAUCAUUCAUUAGUGGAGGAAAUACAACAUUAUCUGAAAUCUGGACGACUAAAUGGAGCCAAACUCUCUUCAUCUCAGUGGUCAGCUGUAGUUUUUGUGUUGUUGACCUCUGAGAAGAAUCUGGAUGAGUUUUAUUUAAAAAAGUUUAUUCUAGGAAACAAUGAAGCUGAAAAUAUUAAAGUUUUUCAGAAGCUGCUGCCUGUGAUUAAAGAAUCCAGAUCAGUUCAGUUGAGUAAUUGUGGAGUCACAGAUGAAGGUUGUGCUGCUCUGACUUCAGCUCUGAGAUCAAACCCCUCACACCUGAGAGUACUGAGUCUGUCUGAGAAUAAAAUAGGAAAAUCAGUGAAUCUGCUGUCUGAUGCACUACAGGAUCCUCACUGUAAACUGGAGAAACUGUGGUUGAGAGACUGUGGAGUCACAGAUGAAGGUUGUGCUGCUCUGACUUCAGCUCUGAGAUCAAACCCCUCACACCUGAGAAAACUGGAUCUGUCUGAGAAUAAAAUAGGAAAAUCAGUGAAUCUGCUGUCUGAUGUACUACAGGAUCCUCACUGUAAACUGGAGAAACUGUGGUUGAAGGAUUGUGAAGUCACAGAUGAAGGUUGUGCUGCUCUGACUUCAGCUCUGAGAUCAAACCCCUCACACCUGAGAGAACUGAAUCUGUCUGAGAAUAAAAUAGGAAAAUCAGUGAAUCUGCUGUCUGAUGUACUACAGGAUCCUCACUGUAAACUGGAAAAACUGUGGUUGAGUUAUUGUGGAGUCACAGAUGAAGGUUGUGCUGCUCUGACUUCAGCUCUGAGAUCAAACCCCUCACACCUGAGAGAACUGAAUCUGUCUGAGAAUAAAAUAGGAAAUUCAGUGAAUCUACUGUCUGAUGUACUACAGGAUCCUCACUGUAAACUGGAGAAACUGUGGUAAGAUCAUAUUUGACUCUCACACAUGAAUCACAAUGUAAAGUAUAU
Messenger RNA from Megalobrama amblycephala (Wuchang bream), 2702 nucleotides. RefSeq names its product NACHT, LRR and PYD domains-containing protein 3-like. Gene Ontology annotation, molecular function: protein binding. Lineage: Eukaryota; Metazoa; Chordata; Actinopteri; Cypriniformes; Xenocyprididae. The record is from RefSeq and is a predicted model, not a curated record. Bases 1 to 2658 code for a protein of 885 amino acids. The transcript has 7 exons.